This is a messenger RNA of Ruditapes philippinarum (Manila clam), 4862 nucleotides long. RefSeq names its product RNA-binding Raly-like protein. Gene Ontology annotation, molecular function: RNA binding. Gene Ontology annotation, cellular component: nucleus. The transcript is spliced from 9 exons. The record is from RefSeq and is a predicted model, not a curated record. NCBI's taxonomy places the organism in Eukaryota, Metazoa, Mollusca, Bivalvia, Venerida, Veneridae. The coding region runs from base 285 to 1325 and encodes 346 amino acids.
UGAAACCGGAAGUAUUAUACACGCCAUCUGGUGUGGUACUAAAAUCAACUUCUUUAAAAUACACAUGUGUAAAAGUUCUCUUAAAAUAUCUUAAAGAUUGUCUUUUAAUAUUGUAAGAGGCUACUGUCUAUGAAAUCUUCACAUUAUACUUUUGAUGAGCAGCGAAUAAUGCAAUAAAUAACCGUUGUAGAUUUCUUGCAAUCUUUCCAAGAAAAAAACCGGGAAAGGCCAGGUCCCCGCUGUUGGCUUUCUUAAAUAAAGGAUCUGACGCGUUAAUUUUUACUAUGAUGAAUAUGAGAGGCCCUCGACCAAUGCCACGUCCAGGAGGUCCCCAUGGUAUGCCAGGUCCAAACAGACCUCCAGGUCCAGGGGGACCUAUGGGACCAGGCAUGAGACCUCCAGGACCAGGUAUGAGGCCUCCUGGCCCUCCUGGUAUGGGACCUAGAGGACCAUUGAGACCACAAGGACCUGUAGGCCCAGGGGGCCCUGGACCUCAAAUGCGACCACAGGCACCACCCCCUGCUGCAGCAUCCAAUGUCACAAAUGAUCCACGUGGUGCUCACUGUAGAAUAUUUGUUGGGAAUUUAAACACUAUAGCUAUGAAAAAAGAAGAUGUUGAAGUUAUAUUUAGAAGAUAUGGUAUGGUGAAGGGUAUAUCAAUGCAUAAAGGAUAUGCCUUUGUACAGUAUGGUGCACAUGAAGAGGCAAAGCAUGCUGCAGUCUCAGAAGAUGGCAAAACAUAUGCUGGUCAAACACUAGAUAUAAACAUUGCAUCUGAACCAAAGAAGGGAAGCAAGAGAGCUGCCCCUGCUGCCAACAAUUCCAACACAAAUGAAACACCAGCUCAGAAGAAAGCCAAGGUAGAUGCUGCAGCUGGAGGUAGAAAUCUUGUAUCACUGGGAUCAAGUCUGAAAGAUGCCACUAUAGAUGCAUCCAGUACUUCCAUUACACUGUCUAGACCAACAGGGAAAGCGUUGAAAAAGACUACUAUAUCAACGGGUAAUGACAUACUAAUCUGUGGUAACUGUAAAUCAUUACACAGUAGUCUAGCCACAUUUGUUCAGCAUAAAAAACAGAAAUGUGAAUUAAAAAUACAGUGCAAAUGUCACCAACUGGCAGCUAAUGCUGAAGAAAAAGCCUCUAAAACAGCAGAACCUGAGCGUAAUCUGUUAUGUGCAGUGUGUGAUGCCAUGUUUAAAACAGCCUGGGAUCUAUGUCAACAUUGUCAGGAGGAACAUAGCAUAGAAAUAUUUAAGCAUGUUAAAGUGGAGUCCGAAAACAAGACAGAAAGUAAUGAAGUGAACGGUGACAAAGAUAAAGAAUGAUGGACAAAGAAAAGAUAAAAGACUGUAUAUUUCAUUCUACAUUAUCUCCUGGUAACAUGUACAGUAAAUAUUCCGUAAAAUGCCGAGGUCUGAGAGUCAUAUAUAUAUAUAUAUGUACACUGUGAAUGAACUCUGUUUCAUGUGAGUAUAUGUGAAAUGACCUGGAAGAAUGAAUGUAAAACAGAGAAGAAAAAAUACAUGGAAGAAUUUACAGUUCUAGCAGCAUGUAAACCAUUAAAGGACAUAUAACAUGAAAGAGGUUUUUUUUUCUUUUUUUUCAAAAUCUAUUAUAGUUCAACUGUUGAAGGAAACAAAUGAGACAUUUUCUAAAUACACAUGUUGACUUAAUGAGACUAGCAGUUGCACUUUGUUUUAUACAUGAUAACAUCUUCAUUUAGUUUUGGUUUCUUUUUUUUUUACAGCACAAAAGUUAUUUGUUCAUCUUCCGCAAAAGAUGUAAAAUUAUAUGUAUAUAUAAAGAAUUGAAAUUUGCUUUGAGUACUUCAGAAGCUACAAGGUUGAUAAAUAUUUCUUUAUUUGUGUGUUCCUAGGAAUUUUGUUGACUUAUUUCCUUGUUGAUAAAGUGUUUGAAGAAUUGGUUAUUAAGGCCAUAUAAAAAAAGUUCCCAUUUAAUUUUAUUAAUUUCAUGUAAGAAGCAUGUAAAUCUGUUGUAAGGCAGGAAUAUUUGCAGUAUAAGCUGAUUAUUUGCCAAUUAUUUGCCAGUGUUAAUGAUCUGUUUCUUUUGAUACUGCAUAUUAGUAUUCUUGAAAUAAGUUUUCUAACAAAACAACAAAAACAAUCACCUCUUUACAAUGAUGUUAAAAUAGGAUUCAUCAUGUUAAAAAGUUUAGCUAAUUGUUCAGACAACCAUUGUCAAUGCUUUGAACGAAACUACUAGAUACAGUAGACACAAUAUACUUCUGCUUCUGUGACACAAGCUUUAAUGUACUUGCAUAAUUUUAGUAGUCUAGUGAAUAAUAAUUGUUGAACUCAAUAUUCCAACAUCUCUUGCUUGACUAUAUUUUUAAUGACCUAUUAACAAGUUAAAGUUAAGGCAGUGUGUUUGGUUAUAAACUGGCAUAUGUUGUGUAAAUGUACAAAAGAAAUGCAUCUUUUGUUUGGUAUUGUGUUAAGAAUUAUCACAAUUUUUAUAUAACAAGUUUCAGAACUUGCAAAGGUAUCUAAUAAUUUCUUCUACCAUUUGUUUUCAUAUUGACAUUUUUAAUUUUACAUGUGUUGUGUUCUAUAAAUGUAUAAGUCAAAAUUCUGUGUACAUGAAAAUGCUGACUAUUAUGUACAUAUACUUGUAUGUGUUCAUUCUGGCUUCCUUCUUUAUAGUUAUGUUUUCUAUACAGUUGAUAUAAAUGCUGACAUGAAUAAGAAUGGUGUGAUCAUUUAUGUGAUGUUUCUGCCAUGUAUGCUAAAAUUUGUGGAAUAAGUAAUGUUAAAAGAUAAGCUUUUAUGUAAAAAUAAGGUGAUACAAUGCUACAUUUGUAUAAGAAAAUAUUACCAAAACUUGGUAAGACAAGUGUUUAUGUAACACAACAAAGAAACAAGCAUUGUAAAGGAUCAUGUGUGGAAGUCAACAAGGCAAUCAAAAUGCUAGUAUGCAAAAAAAACCAAACAACAAUGUAACAUCAAUUUUUGUGCAUUUGUGCAAACUUUUUAUCUCUUCUGAAAAUUCAAACGAAUUGGCUCCGUGAAACACUAAUCAUUUGUUGCAUAACCAGUACACUAGCAUGGAUUUUUACUGAAUUCAUAAAAAAUCAUUAUUACAGUUUUGCCAUAUCUUAAACAACGGAUACAUGUUUUCAGGUUCAUAAUUUAGGUCAAUGACUAAGACCCAUAACUCAUUCACAAUUAUUUCCAUUUGUGAACUUGAAUUAAUAAUACGUGUCUCUUGUUUUACUAUGAUGCUCUGCAAUCAUAUAAGUGCAUUGUCAGCUAAUCUACAUUCUUGCUUGUAAUGCAUUGGAUAAGACAAGAGAUCUGGUACAAGAUGUGCAUGUUUUUUAUUGUAGAAGUAUCAUUAUUGACAGGGAUCAUUUAUAAUUAUGUGCCACAAAUGAUCAUUGUAUUACACUAUAACAUGUUUAAACUUACAUAUGAAAAACAGUUCAGAGCUAUAAUGUUUGAUAAAUAAUUCAACACUAGUGUAUUUACUAAUUUCCUUGGAUAUUGUUAGUUUGUUUAUUCAAAUAUUUUGAUUAUGUGUAGAUUUUGAAGUCACAGUCUUGUUAACAUACAUCAUGUAAAAUUUACUGUGGUAUAUUAUGUGUGGAUAAUAAACACUGUUAUAAUUAUCAAAAGCUAAAGAUAUUUGUUAAUUUGUGUGGAUUAGAAAAUAAAUACUGAUUAUUUGUUCAUGUAUGGAUUUGAAAUUCAUCGUUCAGUUUUGUUAUGUUUGAAUGUAGAUUUUCUCUGAUGUAGCAUGUGUGGAUUGUAAUUUGAUCUAAGGCUAAUUGUCAAUAAGGAAUGCUGUUUUUAUUAUGUUUGGAUUAGACGAUCAUCAAUAGAUGCACUUUUAUUAAAUAUUGAAAAACGAUUUCUCUGUUAAUCAUGUGUGGAUUAAAAAUGUUACAUUGAUGUUUCAUUUAUGUGUGCAUAUUCAUUUAAGCAAACAUACUGUUGCACAGUAUUAUAGUUGUUGUGUAUUUCCUUAUAGACGUGUGUACAAAAUAAUCUUUGCAUAGUAAAGUCUGUCAAAACAUCUCUAGUAUAGACAUUAAUUUCCAGUUUUCUAGAUUUAAAAAUGUAUUUUUGUGUACAAACUGAUUGCCUGUGUCGACAGUGUGGAAUUUCUCUGGACAUAAUUUGUUAUGAUGUUAUAAGUGUAAGUACAAUGUAGUUAGAAUGAGUUGAGGCUAUCACAAGAUUCUCAUUUUAUAUGCUGACAUUUGAGCUGCGUCAUGACAAAACCAACGUAAUGCAUUUGCGACCAGCAUGGAUCCAGACCAGCCUGCGCAUCCUUGCAGUCUGAUCAGGAUCCAUGCUGUUCGCUUACAAACCCUAUUACAAGUAGAGAAACUAAUAGCGAACAGCAUGGAUCCUGAUCAGACUGCGCGGAUGUGCAGCCUGGUCUGGAUCCAUGCUGGUCGCAAACGCAUAACGUUGGUUUUGUCAUGACGUGGCUCAUUUGUAUUUUUACCAUUUAUAUGUAUAUAGUUCUGUUGUAGGUAACAUGUAUAUCUGUGUACACUAUAACAGGUCAGGUUAAACAUUUGUUGAGAUGUAAUCUUCUCCAAAGAAAGACUUGAUAAGACUCAUACAGCUGCAUAUGUUUUAUGAUUUAUUUUCAUUGGAAGAAAAUAAAAAUGUACAGUUGCAUAUUUACAUUGAUAUGAUAUGUUGAAUUUUGUGUCAUUACUAAAAAAAUCAGUGUGUUAUGAUGGUAAUUUUGUGUCAUUAUUAAAGAAAUCAUGUUAAAACAAAGAAUAUUCAUAUUAUGAUCAUGUUGUAUUUUCUUUGUCACCAUUUUUUGUUUUGAUGUCAUGGUGUAUUUAGAUUAAUAUAGAAAAUAAACUGACCCUCAGGCAA